AGGAAACUGUAAGCGAACGGCGACGACCACGCCCACCAGCGACAUGCGGCGCGAGCUCGGAGAUGAUUGGCUAGGAUUCACGUCAAUCUUACCAUGCGUCAGAACAGCGCUGCGCAAAACGACUCUUUAUUUAUGAUUCGAAUGAUUUCAAAUGAAUCCGCUAAGUGUAUUGAACUUAACGACUCGAUUCAGUGAAGUGAAUCAUUCAGCACGUUACUGAUUCGAUUCUUCAGUUACUUAGAUAAUUACACUGCAAGAAUUAACAAGUCAAACUCAGUUAAAAAAAGGUGUUUUUUUGUGUUACCCAUCAUUGUGGUACACACUUAAAUAAACCUCAGAAAUAAAUAAAUACUAACAACAAUAGGAAGCGUUUCUCAAAAUGUUAAGAACUCAGCAUCCACAAUCAAACACAACCUAAUGAAAUUGAAAUAAAUACACACAUGCACUGUUUUAAACACUUUUAAAAGAUGUUUAACUAUGAGAAUUGGAUAAAUGUUGAAUAUUCUGUGCCCUAACCCCUUUGUGCAGUGUUCUAUAUGUUAAUAAAGAACCCUUCAGGAUUCUUCAGCCGUCCAUUCGGGGUCAGUUCUUAUCACUCAGCGUGUGUUUACUGUAUCGUCUGUGUUCUAAGCCUUACAAUAUGGAGUGAUUCCCCUAACGGCCCUUCAGCAGGGACUCAACCCCACAAUCCCCCUGUGAUUAGUGCAGAAGGUGAUGAGAGGAAUAUGAAGCACACACUGUGGCGUUGUGUGUGUGUGGAGGCUUUGUGAGUGUUAAGGUGUUACAGGGGGAUUAUGGGAGUUUAACGAGCUCACUUAUGCUGCACACUUCAUUACCCUCAGAGCAGAGCACAGACGUGUGGAUUAGAGCAGGACACGCUAAUGCAGGGCUAAAUCUCUGGUUAAAUAUCUGUUUUAUUUCACACACACACACACACUGUCCCAUCCCCAUCACAGACUGGAGCAGGGUGCUGAGCGGACUGCGUCUCUACUUCAUCUUCCACACUUUAUUCACUUGAUUUGUUUGAUUUGUGAUUCGUCGUCUGGCUGAAACUCUGAGCACAGUGUGUGUGUGUGUGUGUGUGAUGACCCCGAGGGAUCAGCUGAGGAAGAUGACAGCGUUAGGAGAGCAGGAUGAUAAACACUGGUACAGACUGAUGAACAGCAUUUCUGUAGGAGAACUGAGACAGAGGCAGGAGAUGAUGAUGAGGAACCCCAUGGCUUUGAACUCACAGGUUCUCUCUCAGACUCAGCAGAGACUGCAGCUGGAGCCGCGCUUCAUCGACAGGGAGCUUGUCCCUCCCCAUGACAUGGUGUCAUCUUCUGAGUCCCGCCCCCUGGCCCCCCCACUGCCCCCCCACUCCGCUGUCCUUGCAGGAAGAGCCUUCAGUUCAGCAGGAGGUUACAGCUUCCUCCCGCCUGAUUCCAUGGAAACAGUUGCUAGACGACAGGAGAUCCUCCACAAACAGAACAUAGCCAGGAUGGAGAUGAACGCCAUCCUGCAGCAGAAGGAGCUGGAGAACCAGCAGAAGACGUUACUGAGCAACAUGGAGAACCCGCUGGUGUACCAGCACCUCACACAUCCUGGUCCUGCCGUCUUCAGAGGACGCCAUCGUCUCCAUGACAACCACGACGUCUUCGACCUCCACGCCAACGGCUUCCUGAUGUCCGGCCCGUAUCCACCGAUCGGCGCUCUGCAGAGGGAGAGGGGGCGGCGCCCCGGCAGGAGAGCGACCAAUCAGAAGUUUUCGGACAGCGGCGUUGCGUUUCAGCCGGAGAGGAACCAGGCCGAGGAGAAGAACGUGGACGAGAGUCCUGGAGGAGCUUCAGGAGAGGAGAAGGAACAGGAAGCGGAGGGAAGAGUGGAGACUAGCAGUGAGGCUAAUGCUAAUGCUAAACAUCAGCCUGCUAAAGUGGAGCUAACAGGAAGGAAAGGCUACAGAAAUGGAGAACAGAAUAAAGUGUGUGUUAGCGCACAGACGGGCUGCACGCAUACCGACACCGCUAACAUCAGCGUCGCUAACGGCGACAAGGACAUGGACAAGUUCCUGUUCCCGCCCACCACACCUCUCUCAGCGUUCUCCUACGUGUUCCCCCUGGGAGGGAACACGCUACUGCCCCCUGCACACGCUAACGUGUUCCUGAACCCGGAUGAGAUCUCAGCAGUGGAGGAUCUUCGUAAGUGGACUGUUGAUGAUGUUUACAACUUCAUUAGUAACAUCCCGAGCUGUUCAGAACACGCUCAGAUGUUUAAGGAUCACAUGAUCGAUGGAGAAACUUUACCGCUGCUCACAGAAGACCAUCUACUGGACACACUGGGGCUGAAGCUGGGACCUGCUCUCAAAAUACGCUCUCAGGUGUUACGACGGAUGGGCGGAGCUCUCUGCAUGGCUGCCCCACCCCUCGCUGCUCUGCCCCUUCAGCCACCUCUGGAGAAACAUGUAGAGAGAUCGUGUGAUGUCAUUUCCCCUUUAACCUGCACCACCGAAUUAACUCAGAGCCCCAGAGUGGGUGAGUGUGAGAGCCUCAGACCCCCUGCUGGACACACACCCACCUCCAGGAGUGACAUGGUCUGAACACACACACCCACCUCCAGGAGUGACACGGUCUGAACACACACACACACCUCCAGGAGUGACACGGCCUGAACACACACACACACCUCCAGGAGUGACACGGCCUGAACACACACACACACCUCCAGGAGUGACACGGCCUGAACACACACACACACACACCUCCAGGAGUGACACGGCCUGAACACACACACACACACACACCUCCAGGAGUGACACGGCCUGAACACACACACACACACACCUCCAGGAGUGACACGGCCUGAACACACACACACACCUCCAGGAGUGACACGGCCUGAACACACACACACACACCUCCAGGAGUGACACGGCCUGAACACACACACACACACACACCUCCAGGAGUGACACGGCCUGAACACACACACACACAAGUUGAAAGAUGUCUUUAAUAAUAAUGAUCUGAGUGUGUGUGAUUGAGUGUGUGUGAUUGAGUGUGUGUGAUUGAGUGUGUGUGAUUGAGUGUGUGAUUGAGUGUGUGUGAUUGAGUGUGUGUGAUUGAGUGUGUGUGUGUGUUCUGUACAGUAAUGAGGGUUUAGAUGGAU
Molecule: messenger RNA, 3144 nt
Organism: Hemibagrus wyckioides
Lineage: Eukaryota; Metazoa; Chordata; Actinopteri; Siluriformes; Bagridae
Gene: samd7
Product: sterile alpha motif domain containing 7
Exons: 9
Coding region: 1085-2575 (496 amino acids)
Molecular function (GO): protein binding
Source: RefSeq, a predicted model, not a curated record